Trichosurus vulpecula (common brushtail) is the source of this 4592-nucleotide messenger RNA. It is a transcript of the gene RAB27B, whose product is annotated as RAB27B, member RAS oncogene family. The record is from RefSeq and is a predicted model, not a curated record. Gene Ontology annotation, molecular function: GTPase activity; GTP binding. Gene Ontology annotation, biological process: positive regulation of exocytosis; melanosome transport. Bases 14 to 670 code for a protein of 218 amino acids. The transcript has 5 exons. Gene Ontology annotation, cellular component: secretory granule; melanosome. Lineage: Eukaryota; Metazoa; Chordata; Mammalia; Diprotodontia; Phalangeridae.
CAAGAUCAGCAUUAUGACUGAUGGUGACUAUGAUUAUCUAAUCAAACUCCUGGCCCUUGGAGAUUCAGGAGUGGGGAAGACUACAUUCCUAUAUAGAUAUACCGACAAUAAAUUCAAUCCCAAAUUCAUCACUACAGUAGGAAUAGAUUUUCGGGAAAAACGUGUGGUAUAUAAUGGUCGAGGACCAAAUGGAUCUCCAGGAAAAGCUUUUAAGGUACAUCUUCAGCUUUGGGAUACAGCUGGACAGGAAAGAUUUCGAAGUCUCACCACGGCAUUUUUCAGAGAUGCUAUGGGCUUCUUAUUAAUGUUUGACCUCACCAGUCAACAGAGCUUCUUAAAUGUCAGAAACUGGAUGAGCCAACUGCAAGCUAAUGCAUAUUGUGAAAAUCCCGAUAUAGUGUUAAUUGGCAACAAGGCGGAUCUUUCAGACCAGAGGGAGGUCAAUGAACGGCAAGCCCGAGAUCUUGCGGACAAAUACGGCAUACCCUAUUUUGAAACAAGUGCAGCAACAGGACAGAACGUCGAGAAACCUGUGGACACGCUUCUGGACUUAAUAAUGAAGCGUAUGGAGCAGUGCGUGGAGAAGUCACAAGUCCCCGAUGCGGCCAAUGGAGGAAAUUCAGGGAAGCUUGAUGGAGAGAAACCAGCUGAGAAAAAAUGUGCUUGCUAGACUUCACCUUUUUAAACUGAGAAUCAAGAACCUCACCCAAUUAGUUGAUCAGAAAAUGUUUGACAAGCCACACACAUAAUUGAUGAGUGAGCCUUGCACAGAUACAUUUUCUUUUCUUUUCUUCCAGAGAAUGAAUUUUUAAACACCACAAUGAUCAUCAGUAUUCAGUGGGUCUGAACUAUGAGCUAUAAGGCCUGACCAUUCUGAGUCUGAGCUUUCCCGACACACUCUCUCCAUCGGGGACAUUCAGUUGAUCUUUUGGUUGUCGUUUUGUUGUGUUUUUUUUUUAAUUUUACAGAAGCAUUGAAAUCCUCCAAUAAGUAAAUCAAAAGUGUUAGGGAGCCUAAAAUCAGAAAGAAAGGAGAUCACUUGUUGUAUAUGGGUGAGGGGAGAGGGGAAUAAUAAAUUGAUUACUGAGGAAGAACAUAAAGAAGGGUAUUUCUUAGAUUGUUUUCACUUAUGUGGAGACUAAUGAUUCAUGCUUUUUGUUUUUGCAUUGGUAACAUAUUAGCUGAAGAAAAUCUGCAAGAAUUCUCUGGGGUUCAUUAAAAAUGACCUUAUUAUAGGCACACAGUGUGUAGCUUGCCCUACUAAAUUACCGAUAAGGUGACUGGGAGGAUGAAUAUCUAAGUGAUUAAAUGCAGAGAAUUGUGUGAUAAUGUCAUAUCUGUGCUCCUAGUGAAUGGCAGGGUAGACGAUAUCCGGACUAGAUAGGAUGGCAUAUAGGCAAAACAAGUAACCAGAAAAAGGGCAUGGGAGUUUGACAUUAGCAAGUACUGAAAGAAGAUGUAUAAGGUGCAGCUUUCUAAGAGAGCAAUUUAGUCAGGCUUCAUGCAUGUCCAAGUUAAAGUUGAUGUUGCCAUUGGGGGUGACAAUGAGAAUUUCAGGGGCUUCCAUUUCCAGUGAAAGAUCAUGAGGUAGCGUAGUGUUCACUCAGCAACACAUUUUACUUUUUCCACCAAAUGUCACCCGGAUACAUGGAGUUUUUCCUUCUUGGAAUGUUAUAAUUUAAUAAUAUAAUAUAAUUAAAUCUCAUUUUCAAAGAAGCCAUCCAUAAGACCAUCCAUAAGGGGUUUUCAUCUCUUCUUUGCACAAUGAACCUCAGUGAAAUAUUUUAUUUUGUUUUCUUCCAAAGUAAAAAGUGAUCAUUAAUUAUAGAGAAUUAGAACUCCUGAACUACACUUUUCUCCUACUUGGUUCUUUUUGUCAAAAAUAUCAUUCCAACUCAGUUGAUCCAGAACUACUAAAAAAUAAAUGGUCUUUGCUUGGGUUCCCUCUGAAUCUGCAGAUCUUCAGGGAGGAUAUGAAGAUCAUAUCAUGAUACGGUUCAAGACUUAUUUUUAACACAUGCUUUUAUUUUUACCUAUUUCAAGGAAAAUGCAAAGUAUGGAGACACAUUUGGAGAAGGGAGAAUGAAACUUAUUUAAGUAAGUUCAUCCCAACAGUGUGUUUCACAGGGACUGGUUUAUCCUAACGGCUAAGCUAUUAUCAGAUUUACUCCACAGUAAUGAUAUUAUAAGGUCUUGAUAAAUAAACAUAAAAAUUUUCCCAUGGAACCUCAUUCUUUAUACAACAUUCUAGUUACUCUUAACUAUGAUUAGGUGCCUCAUGAAUAUAUCCCUUUAUUUAAUAGAGAUAAAGAUCCUUAACUUUUUUUUCUCUUUCCUUCAGAGUAGAUACUUUUUGAAAAAGAUUUCUCAUUCCUGCUGUUCAUAUGACACCUGAGCAAAUGAAGACUCCUUAAGAGCUAUCUAUGUAAUCUUGCCACCUUACCCUAUCUUUCCUAAGGCCUUCACUCAUUUCCUUCAGGAUUUCACUUGAGCCCACCCUAACCUCAGUCCACCGCCACCUCUAUCACUGCUAUUGUUGAGAACAUUUGUCUUCCAGUCCCUAGGGUGGAACAAGAUCAGGAGAAAGGCAAUGGUAUCUGCUGGGAAACGUUUAAGGAUUGAUUUGCUGGCAAAAUUCUGCUUUCCACUCCCACCUUCUACCAGUUUCUCCCACUCCUUGCCAGUCUUUCACGGCAUCACCUAACUUUUCGAACUCAUUGUCAUGUUCCUUCUUUGGGUGAGCCUUCCCCAUAACAUUUUGUAUUCUUCGGAAGACCGUGCCAAGAUGGAGAAAAAACUAUUAGCUGAUAUCUAAGACCAUAGAGGUGGGAGAAAAGUUAAUGAUUGUCUUCUUCAUUUGCUCAGACAAAAACAUAGUCUUCCCUAUCCCACUAACAGUGUCUUCUCUGGCUGUUCCCAUUUCUUUCUAUCUUUUAUGCCUGAAAUCUCCAGUUUUUAUACUUUUUGCCCAUGCAUUAUUCUGAUGGAGAACUGUCACCUUUUAUAAGGUCCAAAAAGGCUGUGCAUGCAAUUAGACUUGAUUUUAUAUCUAUUUUUAUUCAUAGUCCCCAUAUGGCCACUUAAGUUUUGGGGGUCUUCGUGCCAAAGAACUAUUCUCUGAUAACUGGGGCAUGAAGUAAAGGAAACAUAACAACAAAGCUAUUGGACCCAAAAUUGAGGUGGGAGGUCAGAGGAGGGAAGGAGGGACAUGGGCAGAUGGCUGUGGUGUGGGCAAUCUUUGGGAAGGGUCAAACUAUAAUGAAUAAUUUAAACCCUAGUCUCACCUUCUGUUUUGUAACAUCCUCUUUGGCACACACACACACACACACACAGAGUCUGGGUGCUCUUCCGUUUGCCAAUUCUGUCCCUCCAAGAUAAAGUCCAGAGCUCCUUCUUCACAUUAUUUUUGGCACCAGUAAAUGAGACUUUUUUUUCCUAUAGAGAUACUACUUUGAAGAAUUUAGAUGGCUCUACUUUAAGGGAGCAUAAACCCUGUGUUUGGGGGAAAAAAAUAAACCAACAUGGAAUUCCUACCCCUUUAAAAUCCUAGCCAGCCAGUAUUUCUUAGUCACCAAGGCAAUGUUGGCUUUUUUUUUUUGCCUGGUUUUUUUCCCCCCUCAAUGCCUCUGAGUAGAUUAUACUGUACUGUUGGAAUUGUCCAAAAUGUAUGUGAAACUCUUUUUCCAGUGUAGAAAUCAUCUUGGUGGGGAAUCUGCACUGGUUUGAUGUUUACGUUGCUCUUACCCGGUGCCUCAGAUACCUUUGUGACCAAAAUCGGCUUCAGCCACAUGGUAUAUUGGUGGUAAUAUUGUAUUACCUGGCAGCCUCUCUUGGAGUUUCUUACAGGGCUACAGAACUCUUGAUAACAACUCCAACUAAAGUCCACCCAUCACAAAUCCAGGUUGCUGAAACUGCCUAUCUUUAUUUCUUUGCUAAUAGAGUCCCCAUCAGUCAAAUGUGUUUACUAUAAUUUAAAGUUCAGGAUUAUCCUUCAAAUGGCAAGCCCUUUUGUAAAACUGGGUUGAGCAGAGUUGGAUUACAAAUUCUCUUUUUUCCUCAUGGGGAUUAUAAACUGUUGUGGAUUACCAGUCAGAACUCCAGAAUGCUUUCCUUACCAUGCAGAGCUCUGGGUAGUCAGUCUCCAAGCAAAGCUAUUCAGAGGACUUUGCAGACAGUCAGCAACCUAAAUUAAAUUAGCUUGCUUUCAUGCCAUGCUAGGGUGUUGGCUAUCCUACUGCCAAAAUAAAUAACCAAACAAACAAAUAAAAAUAAAGAUCAGUGUUUUCAAAAAUGUUUGGGCAAGGAUGUUAACUGAAUGAAUUCAUCACAACCUGACCAGAAGGGCCGUAUUAGUUGAAUUUCUGUGUUUUACUGACUAUGCUUUUGUCAUCCAACUAAGUACAUUGUCUUGUAUCACCAGGGUAUCCAUUUGGAAUGCUUUGGGUGAGGUUUGGUAUAACCACUCCAUAGGGGGAAUUCAAAUUUUUUAUCUUUGCAAGGGGGAAGAAAAGCCAGUUGUGGAGAAAGAACUGAUAUUUUUCUGUGAAUCAAGAGUAUUUUUAAAUUCUGAAUAAAGUUGAUUUGAAAACUUA